UAUAAUAUAAAUCUAAUGAUUUGGGAAGCUAAUUCGUUAUAUCAGUGGGUUUAUGAUAGACAUUUAAAUGAUUUUUAUAUUUUUCUUCAUAAUAGAGGAUUUAGCAUAGUGGAUUUGGUACAUGAUCCUGAGACUCGUCGCUCUUUUGCCCUCAAAAGGAUUGUGUGCCACAGUAAAGAAGAUGAAAGGAAUGCCGUGCAGGAAAUGGAAUAUUAUAGAUGUUUCAAACAUCCAAAUAUUGUUGAAUGCAUCGAUGGAUGUAUGGUGGAAAAACACAGUCUGGGUCGUAACCAUGUUAGCGAAGUGUGUGUACUCUUCCCAUACUACAGAAGAGGAACUCUUCAAGAUGAACUUAUGAUGAGAGCCAAAUCCAAAAAUUACAUUCCAGAAUUAAGAGUGCUUAGAUUGUUCAGACAGAUGUGUGAAGGAGUAAGGGCUAUUCAUUCAGCACAACCCAUAGCACUUGCACACAGGGAUUUGAAACCAGCUAAUGUCUUGUUAGAUCAAGAUGACACCCCAGUAUGGAUGGAUUUUGGUUCCAUGAGCAAAGCUAGAAUGGAAAUUCACAAAGCUAGUGAAGCAUUAGCUUUACAAGAUUUGGCAGCUGAAAGGUGCACAAUGCCAUACAAAGCUCCGGAAUUGUUUAAUGUUGAAUGUAAUACUUCUAUUGAUGAAAGAGUAGAUAUAUGGUCCUUAGGUUGCUGCUUAUAUGCCAUGUGUUAUUUCAAGUCACCUUUUGACUUUGUUUAUGAACGGGGAGAUAGUGUAGCUUUAGCUGUUGUCAGUGGAAAUGUACAUUUUCCUGAAGAAACACCUUAUUCAGGCGGCCUUCAUAAUCUUGUACGUUCCAUGUUAGAAGUUAGUGUACUUCAACGGCCUUUUAUAGAUGGAGUUUUACUCCAGGUAGAUAGCCUUCUUGCGGUACAUGAGGACAAGAUCUGACCUGUAGCUCAGCUGCUGUAUGGUGUUAAUAAAGUUUUAGGUGCAAUUCAUUCCAACCAGCAAGUGGAAUUUGGUUUUGUACAGUGAAUCCUCUUUCGAGACAACUGUUGGAACUUUGCUUGUUUAACUUAUAAAAUAUUUGAGGUGAUGGAAUUGUAAAGAUUAGUAAAUUGUAUUUGAAUGAACUUUACCAAGAAAGUAGAUUAGAGUAUCUUUUUUUCAAAAUAACUCGGCAGUAACAAAUGUAUAGUGACGUGCACUAUCAUUUAAAAAAAAAAUUCUUACAAGUCUAAUAUUUUAUAAAAUUUCUGAACUACUACUACUUUUUUGCAGAUUUUGCAAAUGUAUGUAAUUCAAGUUGACCUACAAGUUAAAUGAACACAUCAAUUGUUCUGAAUAAUAUAUAAACUACAGCAGAUUUUAACAUUGCACUUAAUUAUGCAUUUAUUCAUUAAAAUCUUUAUCAUCAUUUUGAACUUGUUUUAACUGUAUUGGAAGUUAAAUGAACAAUCUUAUAAAGAUAUUUUAAAAGGGUAAGUGCUGAAAAGACAAGUUACCAUAAUAGCAGCAUAUACAAGUUGAUUUUAUGUUUUAUAUGAGAAAUUAUGUGCUGUGUGUGUUGUGAAACUUCAGUGUGUAAAACCAGUUUGUACAGUUACAACUCCCCAUAUCUUCACAAAAGACUAAGGAUCAAGAUUUUUCGAAAUGUUUUCUAGAUAGACAAUGUUUUAAAAGUGAUUAAUUAUGUUUGUAUUUGAUAAAACAAAGGUUCAUAUGUAUGAAAAUAAUAAAAUAUACACUUUAAACUAUAAGACUUACUUUAAGGUUAAUGAAAUCCAACAAUUUCAGAUGCAGAUUUUUUCAUAUCAAUUUUUAUUGGACCAAUGAAUUACUGACCUUUUUUUUUCAAACUGAGGGAUAAAAUUAAAUAUUUAAUGUUGGCAUUCAGGUUAUUUUCUGAAAUGAGUUUUUUCUUCAGUGAUUUGAUAUAGGUUCAAAUAUAAUCUUAUUGUAAUUAUAUAACUGUAAACAAUUUUCUUACCAUUUGAAUAAGUUCAUAAAUGAUGCUUCAUGGUAUAGGUUUUCAGUAAGGUAAAGUUUAUUUGGUGUAUUCAGGUAAUACUAUUGGAAAAAGGGUGAUGUUAUUACUACUCUGUAAUAAAUUUUAUCCCUGUCUCAUACGUUGAUGGUUUCAUUGUGAUUUGUUAGUUAAAUAUCCAAAAUUCAUAUAUAUAUAUCAAGGAUAAAAGUAUUGUAAAUUUUUAGUCAUUAUGUAUUCAUGCAUAUAUUGGAAUUUUUUAUACACGUGUGUAUGCGUGAAAUAGAAGGAGAAAUAUAAUAUUAAUAUAUAUAUAUAUAUAAAAUUAUAGUAGAAAAAGGAUUUUAUUUACACUGCCUAGAUAUUUGAGGUUUGGUAUCAGUCAAAAUUGAAGAGCAUUGAUGUUACAGUAUAGUUCCAUUUCUCUAGCAAAAACUUUCUUUGAGCACCUUUUUCUUCCAGUCAGUUGUUACAAACUCCAUCUAUGUCUUUUUACAGGAAAAAUAAUGUAUUAUUGGAGAUUAAUCAUGACCUUUCAUAAGUUGCUGAUAUGAGAUAAUGGCAGAAGGGUUUUAGCAUUUGCUCCCAAAAAAUAUCCAAUGCAUAGUAUAUUUAGAAACAGUAUAAAAUUAUUUAAUGUAUCUUCAACUCAAAUAGCUUUUUGAUUAGAGACAUAUUCUGGUUAUUAUAUGUUUUACAAUUUACUGUAGGUAUGGAACUGUAGUUUCCUACCAAGCCUUUUUGCAAAGUAACUUACUACAUCUACUCAUAUAACUCUAACUAAUUUUUAUCUCAACAGUCAGGUCUAAAAUGCAGGAUAACAGCUUUAUGAACAUUUUUGGCAUGAAUAAAGUAUAUUAAUAAAUGAUAUGUAAUAAUAUUCAUUUAUUAAUAUAUACAUGUGUGUAUAAGUGAUUU
Limulus polyphemus (Atlantic horseshoe crab) is the source of this 2899-nucleotide messenger RNA. RefSeq names its product serine/threonine-protein kinase 16-like. Gene Ontology annotation, biological process: protein phosphorylation. The coding region runs from base 16 to 942 and encodes 308 amino acids. Gene Ontology annotation, cellular component: Golgi apparatus; cytoplasm. NCBI's taxonomy places the organism in Eukaryota, Metazoa, Arthropoda, Merostomata, Xiphosura, Limulidae. Gene Ontology annotation, molecular function: protein serine/threonine kinase activity; ATP binding. The record is from RefSeq and is a predicted model, not a curated record. The transcript has 6 exons.